Messenger RNA from Xiphophorus maculatus (southern platyfish), 4081 nucleotides. It is a transcript of the gene dennd1a, whose product is annotated as DENN domain containing 1A. The coding region runs from base 137 to 3118 and encodes 993 amino acids. NCBI's taxonomy places the organism in Eukaryota, Metazoa, Chordata, Actinopteri, Cyprinodontiformes, Poeciliidae. Gene Ontology annotation, biological process: endocytic recycling; endocytosis. Gene Ontology annotation, molecular function: phosphatidylinositol phosphate binding; guanyl-nucleotide exchange factor activity. The transcript is spliced from 23 exons. Gene Ontology annotation, cellular component: cytosol; clathrin-coated vesicle. The record is from RefSeq and is a predicted model, not a curated record.
UGACAUACGCGUGGACUAACACUAUGGCGUUACACAGCCGUGUUUGACAGGCAAGCUAGGAUCUCAAAAACAUCCCCGGACCGACGCGUCUGCGCUCACUAACAUUCUGCCAGCAACGGCGGGACGACAACUAAAGAUGAGCUCCAGAAUUAAGGAAAGCCCAGAGUCAACCUUUGAAGUGUAUCUGGAGGUAGCUAAGCCAGGGCAGCAUAUCUCUGGACUGGAGGUGCAAAGGCAGUUUCCCUCUGACUACCCUGAUCAGGAAACUCUUCUUACUGUGCCAAAGUUCUGCUUCCCCUUCAGCAUGGACAGCCUGACAAUCAACCAGGUUGGCCAGAACUUCACAUUUGUGUUGACUGACAUUGAGAGUAAACAGAGAUUUGGUUUCUGUCGCCUCUCUUCGGGAGCUCACACCUGCUAUUGCAUUCUCAGCUACCUGCCGUGGUUUGAAGUUUUCUACAAGCUGCUGAAUAUCCUUGCUGACUGCACUGUCAAAGGCCAGGAAAGCCAGUGGCAAGAGCUCCUGGUGUCACUACAUACACUCCCCAUACCUGAGCCUGGAGUCCCCGUUCACCUUGGUGUGCAUUCCUUUUUCACUGUGCCUGACAUAAGGGAACUCCCAAGCAUACCCGAGAAUAGAAACCUAACAGAGUACUUUGUAGCAGUAGAUGUCAAUAACAUGCUUCAUUUGUAUGCUAGUAUGCUUUAUGAACGUCGAAUCAUCAUCUGCUGUAGCAAACUGAGCACUUUGACAGCUUGUGUACAUGGGUCUGCGGCCAUGUUGUAUCCUAUGUACUGGCAACAUGUUUACAUUCCUGUGCUUCCUCAACAUCUGUUAGACUACUGCUGUGCCCCAAUGCCUUUCCUCAUAGGAGUACAUUCCAGCCUGAUGGAGAAAGUUCAAGGGAUGGCUCUGGAUGAUGUGGUCCUCUUAAAUGUGGACACUAACACCCUAGAAACCCCCUAUGAUGACCUUCAAAGCCUUCCCAAUGAUGUGGUUUCAUCCUUAAAAAGCCGUUUGAAGAAAGUUUCAACUACAACGGGAGAUGGUGUGGCUCGAGCCUUUCUCAAGAGUCAGGUGUCUCUGUUUGGAAGCUACAGGAAUGCUCUGCAGUUUGAAGCGGGGGAACCAAUAACAUUCAACGAGGAGACUUUUAUCAACCAUCGCUCCAGUGCCAUGAGACAGUUCCUUCAGAAUGCCAUUCAACUUCAGCUCUUUAAACAGUUCAUUGAUGGUCGCUUGGACCUGUUAAAUGCAGGAGAGGGUUUCAAUGACAUUUUUGAAGACGAGAUCAACAUGGGAGAGUAUGCCGGCAGUGACAGGACCUACCACCAGUGGCUGCUUACUGUGAAGAAAGGGGGUGGAGCUAUCUUCCAAACAGUGAAGACCAAGGCAAAUCCAGCCAUGAAGACUGUGUACAAGUUUGCAAAGGACCAUGCUAAAAUGCGCAUCAAAGAAGUCAAAAGCCGAUUGAAGCAGAAGGAGCAGGGCGAGAACGGCUUCACCACCCCUAAGUCAGCAGUCGAUGAUGACAGCACAGCAGAAUUUGCUUUCUCCACUGCUGCCGUCAUGAGGGAGGAACCCGAGCGAACAUGGGACGGCCACAGGCCAGUCACUGUGCACUUUGGACAGGCCCGACCACCAACACUAUUAAAGAGACCAAGCAGUAACAUGAGUCUGGAAAGCAGCUGUGACCAUUCUGUCCGUCCUACUCGUCACUAUACAGUGUUUCUGUCAGAGGAUUCAUCUGGGGACGAGCUCCAUUAUGAUGAUGAGUCCAUCUCUGGCUUUCCUGACAGUUUUCUUUUCUCCACUCCUUUUGACUGGUCACCUCUGCCACAGCCGUACCGCUCCCUGAAGGAGGUGGAGUUGAUAGAUGAUCGUGGUUUGGGGGCAGAAAGCCUCACUGCCCCUCCUAGUCCAGUUACUGAAAGGUUCUCCAAUGUCAACCUGCUGGGAGACAUUUUCGGAUGCCAGGAUGAACCCGAGUGUCAAACAAUCACCCUGGCUAAGAGUCUGGAGGACCUGAGAACACCGAAAGACUUUGGAGAGUUACAAGCAAAGUUCACCUUCCAGAGACUGGACCUGAGCAUCAGUGAAAACUCCCGAACUCUUCCAGGGCUCAAGCUUUCCAAUCCUUACAACAAGUUGGGCAGUCUAGGCCAGGAGCCGUCUCUCCUGCCUGUCUGUGUGCCUCCUGCCUUUGACAGGCCUCCGUCUGUCCAACUUCCAGUGCAAAUGGAGUCCUGCUCCCCUCUCUGUGAAAGCUCUGGCAUAGCAGUAGACUCUCUAGAUCCCUCUGCUAUUGGUAACAUAACUAUUCCUCGACCCCACGGAAGGAAGACACCCGAGCUGGGAACUGUUCUGGUGCCCCCUGCUGUGCAAAUGCGUUACAAGACUUCAGGGAAUGGUGAAGGAAGAACUACUCCAGGAAGAGAAGAAUUCCGGCAGGCUUUGAGCAUGACCUCAGAUGAACUCCAGCAGAGGCCCCCACAACCUGAUGAGGACGGUGUCGAUCUGAUCAGGCUUUUGGACCCCUUAAGCAGCUCAGCACAGACUAACCUUUCUGCUCUCCCAGAUGCUUUGGAUAUCAGGGCAUCACCUGCAUGCAAGCCAGCUCUAGCACCCAGACCCUACCCACAGAGUCUGCCCCGUUUUCCUCCUCACCCUCACAUAUCUCUAAACCCAUUUGCCCAGUCUUUGCAGCACUACUCACCAACUGUCAGUGGAAAUCCCUUUACAGCCGUCUAUGGUCCUCCUUUAGGUCCAUACAUCCACGCUCCAUCCCAGCCUCAGCCCUUCUCUACAUUAUCAGGACUCCACAGACAGCCGUCCCCCUGCAUUUCCACCCUACCCCCCAGCCACGGACUGGCCCCGUCAGCGGCCGCCCCCUCAGUCAGUACUCUGCCUCGCUCCUCUGGCAGCAGCCAUGCCCUGGUGGAUUCCGCUUGUGUAUUCAGCACACCUAUGAACACGCUGCCAAAGCCUCUACAGGCACAAGAAGAACAUCAGAACCCUCCAGAUCCUUUUGGGGACCUGCUUCAUAUGGCCUCACCUCUUAUACCACAGAAGAAGAAGGUAGAGGACCUCAGGAGGAAGUGGGAAACAUUUGAUUAAUUGUGUGCAUCAUAUGUGAUACGCACAAUGUUCUUUGUCUAGGUUUUUUUGCUGUUCUAAUGUUGCAGUGGAGUGACAGGGCAAAAAACCCCCGACACGCAGACACAACAGGGACUGUUAGCUGUGAGCUUUAAUCCGAAAGAAUAAGCUCAUUGUGUUAACAACACUUACUAAACACACUUAGGUUCAGAGCUGAGCAGUUUGGUCAUGCACUGAAUUCAGACAUGGCUGGCUCAUUAGCUCACUAAAUCUUCUGGAUUCAGAAACUGAAAUGUCUUUUGAUUUGAUUAUUUAUUACAAGGUUCAAAUGCUCUAUAAUGAUCUUUUCUUUGACUGUAGAAUAUCGUACUACUGCUGUUGUGCUUAGUUCAUCUGAUGACUUAGUGGUAUGGCUUCUACACUACAACUGACAGUCUAGAUGAAGUGGGUUGGCCACCCAGCCGUCGUCCAGACUCCUUCUGUCCUGCUGCUCAGAGUGUAUCUGGUUCUGGCUCUUCUUCAGGACCCGUGGCAUAAAAUCCCAUCUAAAGACAGCUUCGCUUCAAAAACAGUUUGUAGCAUAUUGCUAAUUGCCAACACACUUUUUUCCCCUCUAUCUCUCUCUAGUGUCACCAGACUUUAGUACUAUCACAUUAACACUCUCUAUAGAUCUCCAAAGCACACAGUAUUUUCCAGCUAACCAUCCAGAUAUCACUAUAGUUGAGUAGCUAUAAAUGGUUGUGCCCCUCCAUCCUGCCAUUGUUUUGCUUAUAUUUUUGUUGGUUCUUAUAUUGUGCUGUUUUCUCUUGGCCUUCAUGAUGAAUCUUGCUUUUAUGCUUCUGUACUUGACCUGUGAAAAUGUUUCCUCUGUUCUUAAAAAUAUAUAAUAUUUUAAGCAAAAUCACUCAGCUACACUAGACUAAUAUCCCCAAGAUCAUUUUAAAAUUUCUGUAUAAAUAAAUACAAAUGAGGUUUUUGAAACAC